UCAAACACGGAUUCAAAAACACUUCACAAGCGUAGAAUCUGUGAUGGAGUUAGGAAAUGUUGGUGAACCACAUUAACAUAAGCACCACCCCAGCUGCCUCUCACUUCUUCCCUAUACUUCCCCUUUAUAAGCCCAAACAAAUCAGACCCAGAACCCAUCAUUCACAACCUUGCAAUUCUAUCUACAUCUUCCAGUUAAGAAGCUAAACCAAUGUCUACUUUGAGGCAGCUAACUAUGAUCACCAUAGCUGUUGCAGCUGUGACAUUUUGGGCAGGAGUAAUUGAGGCGCAACCAUCAUCAACCUGCACAAACGUGAUCAUAAGCUUGGCUCCAUGCCUGGACUACAUCACAGGGAACUCAUCGACCCCAUCUUUGUCUUGUUGCACACAGCUCGCCAGUGUUGUGAGGUCGCAGCCAGGGUGUUUGUGUGAAGUCCUCAAUGGGGGUUCCUCUUCACUCGGGGUUACCGUUAAUCAAACUCAGGCUUUGGCUCUUCCAGGCGCUUGUAAUGUCCAGACUCCUCCCAUUAGUCGCUGCAAUGCUAAUUCUCCAACUGGCUCUCCCGGAACAACACCAUCAUCAACAAAUGGACCAGCUUCGGAUGGAAAUUAUAUCAAAUUCACAUUUUCUGGGCUCCGUCUCCUGCUUUUGACCUCCCUGUCUGUCCCUGUGUGUCUAAUUACUUGAUUAGCUCCGCCAGUGCCAUACAUAUCUUUUGUAGACCAUUCUGAUACAUUGUAUCCAUUUUUGUUUUCCCUUGAUUUAUUUUACUACAAUAUAUGUGUGAGUGAUUCUUUUG
Messenger RNA from Tripterygium wilfordii, 799 nucleotides. Its product is annotated as non-specific lipid transfer protein GPI-anchored 19-like. The record is from RefSeq and is a predicted model, not a curated record. Bases 211 to 687 code for a protein of 158 amino acids. Lineage: Eukaryota; Viridiplantae; Streptophyta; Magnoliopsida; Celastrales; Celastraceae. Gene Ontology annotation, biological process: lipid transport. The transcript has 2 exons. Gene Ontology annotation, molecular function: lipid binding.